This is a messenger RNA of Amphibalanus amphitrite, 1161 nucleotides long. RefSeq lists its product as uncharacterized. NCBI's taxonomy places the organism in Eukaryota, Metazoa, Arthropoda, Thecostraca, Balanomorpha, Balanidae. The coding region runs from base 1 to 1161 and encodes 386 amino acids. The record is from RefSeq and is a predicted model, not a curated record. The transcript is spliced from 2 exons. Gene Ontology annotation, molecular function: nucleic acid binding; RNA-DNA hybrid ribonuclease activity.
AUGAGAUCUGUGGUGCGGACUAUACUUGAGCAGAACGAGGCGGUCAGCCGGGGCGUUCUCCCGUACGUUGACGACCUUCUCGUGAAUGAGGACGUCAUCUCCGCGGAGCAGGUUGCAGAGCACUUCUCCCGGUUCGGCCUUGUCUGCAAGCCACCGCAGCGCCCGGCUGACGGCGCUCGAAUGCUGGGGCUGCAGGUGAGCUGUUCGCGCUCGGGAGAGCUGCAGUGGCGCCGGGACAACCCCGUCGGCGCACCGCCAGAGGUGAUGACGCGCAGGGCGCUGUUUGCAUGGUGCGGCCAGCUGGUUUCGCACCUUCCAGUGGCCGGCUGGCUGCGUCCAGCUGCGGCCUGGCUAAAGAGACGGGCUAAUGCUCUCAGUCAGGGCUGGGAUGACCCCAUCGAUGACCCGGACCUGCGCGCUCAAGUCAGCCAAGUGGCUGAAAGGGUGACCUCCAAUGACCCGGCCCGUGGACCCUGGAGGCUGACGGGUGAAAAGCUGACCGUAUGGACAGACGCCAGCAGCCUCGCCUCGGGCGUCGUCCUGGAGGAUCCGGAAGGCGGCGUAGUGGAGGACGGGAGCUGGCUGCGGCCGGAGACUAAGGCAGCCAUGCAUAUAAAUAUGGCUGAGCUGGACGCGGCGCUCAGCGGCGUCAACAUGGCGAUCGCGUGGGGGAUCAGAGUGAUCGAUCUCCGCACGGACUCGGCGACCGUUUAUAAGUGGGUCGGUGACGCACUGAGCGGCCGGUCGCGUCUCCGGACAAAAGCUCAUGCCGAGAUGUUGAUUCGCCGACGGGUGGACAUCAUCCGUGAGCUGGUGGCUGAGUUCCAGUUGACGAUCACCAUCAAGCUGGUCAAGUCAGAUGAAAAUCCGGCGGACGAAAUGACACGCGUGCCCAAGGAAUGGCUUCGAGCCUGCAGGGCAGAGGAGGAGACGGCAACGGCGACAGGCGCGGUGCCGGUGGCGGCUGCAGUGGCGCCGGACGGAGAGUCCACACACCCCGACACGGCUGCAAAAAUUCGAGCGGUGCACGAGAACAUUGGACACCAGGGUGGACAGUCGGAUGUGCGCUGCAGCUUCACCUUCCUCGGAUCGGCGCAGACUCCCGGCCAGUCCAGAUUCCCGGCCAGUCCAGACUCCCGGCCAGUCCAGAUUCCCGGCUAA